AUGCCCCUCCAGAACCGCCCAGACAGGCUCGGCGACCGAUGCUGGCCCAUCUUUGACCCGCUCGAGAACGCCUUCGGCCAGAACCCUUGCGAGGUCGCCCGCCUGAUGACCGACGUCUGCUCGUCCCGGUCCUACUACCCGCUUCCCCCGCUCGACCUCGAGGAGGGCCAGACGCAGUACCCGACGCCGAAUCCGGGCCAGGCCAACGAGUGCACGUGCUCGAUGGGCGUGUACAACCUGGUCCAGGCGUGUGCGGCUUGCCAACAGCUUGGGACGUACAAUGCGACUCUCUGGAGCGACUGGGUCGCCAACUGCACGUACAGCAACAUCAACGGCGGCCAGAUCUUCCCGUAUGCUACUCCGCCAGGAACCGCGAUUCCGGACUGGGCGUACGCGAACUCGGCGAGCGGCAGUCUCUCCGUGGGCGAGAUCUUCCGCCAUGCGUACGGCGGGCGCGUCAACGGCACGGACCGACAGUCGGCCGCGACCUCGUCGUCUUCCUUGACCUCUGCCACCAUCCCCUUGACCGUCCCGCCUUCCUUCACGAAUGCCGCCGCUUCGUCGUCGCCUACAACGACAGACAGCAACGAGGACGACUCGGGAGGGAUCGCCACCGGAACGAUUGUGGGCAUCGUCGUUCCGAUCAUCGCCGUCCUCGUCAUUCUCGCCUCGAUCGCCGCAUACUUCCGCAAGAAGCAACGCGGCAUCGUCAAGCGAGGCCAGCGGCUCGAGUCGACUACCCAUCUUCCACCGUCCGCCGUCUACGAGUCGGCAGACGCGGCGUCCUCCACGCUCGCGCACAGCGACCACGUCAUGAAGCAGAAGGCGACGGGAACGUCCGUCUUCGUCGCACGGUCGGCCAGCGGCGUCACUCGGGCGAGCUCGCGACGAAGCUUCGCUACCAACUCGGUUUCGACGGGACUGCCGGUCAACCCGUUCGGCCGCCAGGCGUCCCUGUACACGACGUCGACUGGUUUCGACACGAUGACGCGCUCGAGCGAGUUUGACGAGUCCGGGCAGUCGUACAUCGACGAGGACGACGAGGACGACUCGAUCUCGCCCUUCUCCGACAUCCACCGCCCCGCACCGUCGCAUCUCGCCACCCGCGACAACAUCCACGCAUCUCCCUCUCUCCACCACUCGCUGUCGACGUUUACGCUCAGCUCGAGCGUCCACUCGCCUUCGCUCAUGUCGCGCGACGACGGCGACGCCCGCUCGGUCCGCACGGCCAGCACGCGCGCACCGCCCAGCAGCAGCGGAGCGACGUACGGAGGUUUCGAUGAUGACGACGACGAGGACACGGCUUCGUUGCGCAGCGCUCGACGAUGA
Rhodotorula toruloides NP11 is the source of this 1329-nucleotide messenger RNA. RefSeq lists its product as uncharacterized. The record is from RefSeq and is a predicted model, not a curated record. Bases 1 to 1329 code for a protein of 442 amino acids. NCBI's taxonomy places the organism in Eukaryota, Fungi, Basidiomycota, Microbotryomycetes, Sporidiobolales, Sporidiobolaceae. The transcript is spliced from 3 exons.